AUGAGUCUCUUCUCAUUCGGUGAUCUGCCCACCAUCCAGACCCGCAAGGCGCUACUGCUGCUCGAUUUCCAAAAUGACUUUGUCCGUCCUUCCGGUGCCCUCCAUGUCCCCAACACCCCGGACAUUCUCGAUACACUCCCCCAGCUUGCGGCCGCCUUUCGCCAUGCCGGAGAUGUUGUCUGGGUGCGAUCGCAGUAUGAAUCACCGCAGUCGAUUAUCGACUGGGACUUUGGGGACCGCGUUGUCUUAGAUAAAGAGCCGCCGCGGCCGAAGACUGUACCGUCGUCGACGGACGUGAUUGAAGCGGCGUCGGAUCGCGAUUCUCCAGAACCGGUCGACGAGGAAGCCUUUCUGUCUGCGGACCCCUCUCCAUGCUGUGGAGCGCAGUCAACCGGAUUCCAGUUCCCCGCACCCAUCUUGGCCGCCAUCAAUGCCGAGCAGGACACUGUGCUGGAUAAGACAGGAUACUCGGCACUGGAGUCGGAUGGCCUAGUGCUAUCGUUUCGAACUCGUUUCGUGACUGAAUUGUACCUGUGCGGCUCUCUGUCUAAUGUAUCUGUGUACGCUACCGCUUUGGAUGCCGUCCGAAAUGGUUUCUCAGUGACCCUCAUCGAGGAUUGCCUGGGGUUUCGCGAUUUCCAACGUCACCAAGAAGCUAUGCGUCGGAUGGCAGACAUAUUGGGGGCGACUGGUAUCACGGCCCAGGAACUGACGCAGGAACUGGACUGGGAUGAGACAGACGCGAUUGCCCGCCGAGGUGCGCCGCCGCCCAAGCGGUCGGCCACUCCAGCUGGUAUUGAAAGUGUGAUGGAUGAGCUUGGGGUUCAAGGUAACGAGGAGUCCAUACCAGGGGAAACCUCGCCUGAUGGAGAGGAGCCCAGCCUAAUGGGGCUCGCAAAUCGCUCGAGGGUCCAGCAUGUCGCGGCCGCGCAGUCGCGGGUCCCCAUAGAAUCGAAGAAGAUACGUGCUCGUGUACGUCGCCCAAGACGUCGGGAACCCACGCCAGACCCUAGGGCAGGGAGCCACGCGGACGCCUCCGAGAAUGUCCCACCCACUCGUCCCACCGAGAGUCCUGGGGCUGUCGCGAGUGCCCGCAACUCCGAUGGUUCAAUUGGGGAGGGUGACUCGCGUAUUGUGCAUGAUGUCAAUUUACCAGUAGACGUCUUUGAACGUAUUCGAUCCGAGGUUGCCUGGCAGAAGAUGUACCACCUGUCGGGCCAGGUUCCUCGGCUAGUCGCCGUCCAGGUUCGGUCUGAGUCCGAUGGUACGAUUCCCAUCUAUCGCCAUCCGGCGGACGAGUCCCCACCGCCGAGGCCACUUACGCCGGUCGUGAACGAAGUGCGCGUCACUGUGGAGCGCAUUUUGGGUCACCCAUUGAACCAUGUCCUCGUCCAGCGAUACCGUGACGGGCAAGAUCGCAUUUCUGAGCAUUCUGAUAAAACGCUUGAUAUUGUGCGGGGAUCAUCCAUUUGCAAUGUUAGUUUGGGUGCCCAGCGUGUUAUGGUGCUUCGUACCAAGACCUCUGCAUCUGAAUCCGGGGAGGGAACGGAGCCUGGACGAACCACACAGCGCGUCCCGCUCCCGCACCGGUCGCUAUUUAUUCUCGGCCAGAAAACGAACAUGCGAUGGCUGCACGGCAUUCGGGCUGAUAAACGGCCCGAAUCGGCCAAAUCAGAAGAGGAGCAGGCGUAUGGAGGCGAGCGGAUCUCUCUCACGUUUCGACACAUCGGCACUUAUAUUGACCCGACGGCCAACACUAUUUGGGGACAAGGAGCCGUGGGUAAGACCGCGGACAAGGCCCGCACGGUCAUCCACGGAGAUACUGGCGAGACGGAACAGCUCAUCCAUGCAUUUGGACAGGAAAACCGCGCCACUGAAUUUGAUUGGGAUGUGGUGUAUGGAGGUGGAUUCGACGUGGUGAAUUUUGUCUCUACGACAGCCGCACGGCUAGUACUCAGCGGCGAUCCUGUGGCAGAUCUUCGAGUGCGCCUUUGUCUCGGGGAGAACGGCCUUCGGUACGAUCUGGUGGCCGAUAAUAAGAUGGCAAACUCGGAAGACGGCCGUCUUUCGAAAUGGCCAUCCUAUGCAGAGCCAGAAGGAACGGUGGUAACCGGCGAUCUGGCCAUCCUGAAGCAUCUGGCAGAUCGCAAACCCUCCCGGCCAGGCGUGGACGUUUUGUGGGGGGGCAAUCAUCUGCUCCAGAUUGACGACCUGCUAGCGCGUUGGCGUGAUCACCAUCCACCUGAGUCUGAAUCAAAGACUGUCCACAGGUUUGAAUCUGGGUUAGAUGACUGGGAACAGGCCCUGGAAGGACAGCAUUAUCUCGGCGGAAGUGUGCUGAGUGUUGAUGACUGUUCACUCUGGCCUGUGUUGCGGGAGAUGGUGCAGACUCAGGGUGCAUUCGAUGCUCGAUUUGCCAACCUGACACAAUACUACCAUCGAGUUGAGAAACGGGGAAUUGUUCGGACCAUUCUGGACGAAUAA
This is a messenger RNA of Penicillium alfredii, 2484 nucleotides long. RefSeq names its product isochorismatase family protein family. Lineage: Eukaryota; Fungi; Ascomycota; Eurotiomycetes; Eurotiales; Aspergillaceae. Gene Ontology annotation, molecular function: dioxygenase activity. The transcript has a single exon. Gene Ontology annotation, cellular component: nucleus. The coding region runs from base 1 to 2484 and encodes 827 amino acids. Gene Ontology annotation, biological process: DNA alkylation repair; DNA repair. The record is from RefSeq and is a predicted model, not a curated record.